AUGGAAAAAAUCGAUCAAGCUCAAGUAAAAUCUUUCAACGUCAAAAAUGGUCAUGCAAUGCUUGGCAAUACCAUUGGUGCCAACGCUAAUUUCAGUUAUACUUAUAUUAAAAAUGGACUACCUGAAGAAUUAUCCAGACUGGAACUGAAUAAUAAAAGAAUGAAGUUCGAAAAACUUUUUGGGAAAAUCGAAGCCAAAAUAACCAAGAAUGAUUUGGCUAUUUUAAAGGAAGUAUUGGAUGAUCAGGAGACUCUAACACAUUUGCGCAAUUCACCAUAUAUUACUGCCGAAAAGAUCUGCAGCAAAGUUCAAGAACAAUUAAACCAAAAGAAAGACAAAUUACCCAAAUAUUUUAAACCACCAUUAAAGAAUAAUAGUAACUUUCUUCACUUUCAACAUUCUACAUAUAUUGCAAAACCAAAAGCCUUUUCCAUCUCAAAUUUCGCAAUUCACUUGCUGAAUAACUCCUAUAAAUCGACCAAUUAG
Molecule: messenger RNA, 486 nt
Organism: Entrophospora candida
Lineage: Eukaryota; Fungi; Glomeromycota; Glomeromycetes; Entrophosporales; Entrophosporaceae
Source: the annotation of a GenBank genome assembly